Messenger RNA from Macrobrachium nipponense, 897 nucleotides. RefSeq names its product alcohol dehydrogenase class-3-like. Gene Ontology annotation, cellular component: cytosol. Lineage: Eukaryota; Metazoa; Arthropoda; Malacostraca; Decapoda; Palaemonidae. Gene Ontology annotation, molecular function: S-(hydroxymethyl)glutathione dehydrogenase [NAD(P)+] activity; zinc ion binding. The record is from RefSeq and is a predicted model, not a curated record. The coding region runs from base 190 to 693 and encodes 167 amino acids. Gene Ontology annotation, biological process: formaldehyde catabolic process. The transcript is spliced from 4 exons.
AUACUGUAUAAGAAUUAGAACUUCUAUUUAAUUUUUCAACAGGUGAAUGAAACAGCACCUCUAGACAAGGUCUGCCUGUUAGGCUGUGGUAUUAGUACUGGAUAUGGUGCUGCUCUCAACACUGCCAAGGUAGAGCCAGGUUCAAUUUGUGCUGUGUUUGGGUUAGGAGCAGUAGGAUUAGCUGUAGCUAUGGGUUGCAGGGCAGCAGGUGCCAGUAGAAUCAUUGGCAUCGACAUUAAUAGUGAUAAGUUUGAACCUGCCAAGCAGUUUGGAGUCACUGAAUUUAUUAACCCAAAUGAUCAUGAUAAGCCAAUUCAAGAAGUUUUGGUUGAGAAGACAGAUGGAGGCUGCGACUACACAUUUGAGUGCAUUGGAAAUGUUAAAAUAAUGAGAGCAGCUCUGGAAGCUUGCCACAAAGGUUGGGGAGAAAGUGUUAUAAUUGGAGUUGCAGCAGCUGGCCAAGAGAUCUCCACUAGACCCUUCCAACUGGUGACUGGACGUGUCUGGAGAGGAUGUGCCUUUGGAGGCUUCAAGUCUCGUGACUCUGUGCCACAACUCGUUGAGGACUACAUGAAGAAGAAAAUUAUGGUGGAUGAGUUUGUAACCUUUACCAAGCCACUUGAGGAAAUAAACGAAGGAUUCCAUUUAAUGCAUGCUGGAAAAGCACUCAGGACUGUUAUCAAUAUGUUUUAAAGUUUUGGUAACUGUGUAUUGAAUAAUUAUUAUUAAAAUUAAACAAAACUUAUGGCAGUCACUCUGUAGCAAUUUUAGAGCCUGUUUAGAAUUUUUUAUAAGCUCUCUUGACUAAGCCAAUUCACUGAUCAUGCUAGUGCUUUUUUUUUUUUUUUUGUUGUAACAACUUUGGAUUAUACCAUUCUUAAUAAAAGCAUAUUAAUA